AGGUAUUGCUGGAUGCUGUGCUAAAACAACAGUUGCUCCUUUGGAUCGAGUAAAGGUUUUAUUACAAGCUCACAAUCACCAUUAUAAACAUUUAGUUAAUUACUACAAAGCUGGGAAUUUCUGGUCAUGUGCACAGAUUAAUGGCUGGAUCCAUGGCAGGUAUGACAGCAGUUAUCUGUACUUACCCUCUUGACAUGGUUAGAGUACGCCUAGCAUUCCAGGUGAAAGGGGAACACACUUACACAGGAAUUAUUCAUGCAUUCAAAACAAUUUAUGCAAAGGAAGGCGGUUUCCUUGGAUUUUACAGAGGCCUGAUGCCUACUAUAUUAGGAAUGGCUCCAUAUGCAGGUGUUUCAUUUUUUACUUUUGGUACCUUAAAGAGUGUUGGGCUUUCCCAUGCUCCUACCCUUCUUGGCAGACCUUCAUCAGACAAUCCUAAUGUCUUAGUUUUGAAAACUCACAUUAACUUACUUUGUGGUGGUGUUGCUGGAGCAAUAGCACAGACAAUAUCCUACCCAUUUGAUGUAACUCGCAGGCGCAUGCAAUUAGGAACUGUUCUUCCAGAAUUUGAAAAGUGCCUUACCAUGUGGGAGACUCUGAAGUAUGUCUAUGGACACCAUGGAAUCAGGAAAGGAUUAUAUCGUGGUUUAUCUCUGAACUACAUUCGCUGCAUUCCCUCUCAAGCAGUGGCUUUUACCACAUAUGAACUUAUGAAGCAGUUUUUUCACCUCAACUGAACAAAUUUAUGAUUUCCUUUCCUUAUUAAAUCCUCAGAAGGGGAAAUAAAAUGUUACUUUAAUUUGGGGGAGAAUAUUACUUGAAGGGGGAUAUUUACCCUGUCACAGGAACCACUGGUAUUUUAGUACUUGAUUUUUUUUUUAUCCUCACUCGAGGACACUGUUUUGCAUUUAUCUUCAGAUAGAGCAGGAGGGAGUGAGGGAGG
Molossus molossus (Pallas's mastiff bat) is the source of this 943-nucleotide messenger RNA. RefSeq names its product solute carrier family 25 member 16 (gene SLC25A16). The record is from RefSeq and is a predicted model, not a curated record. Gene Ontology annotation, cellular component: mitochondrial inner membrane. The coding region runs from base 141 to 737 and encodes 198 amino acids. Lineage: Eukaryota; Metazoa; Chordata; Mammalia; Chiroptera; Molossidae. The transcript is spliced from 7 exons. Gene Ontology annotation, biological process: transmembrane transport.